AUGCCUGCCUUCUCCCUCCUCUCUGCGCCCAGAGCAGAUGGCGCUGCAGAAACGAGCGCUCAGCCCCCUCGAGUCGCUGCUGCGCUCGUCGAUUUUUCUAAGCAGACCAAAGCCAAUACUUCGACCGCUGCACAGUCGAACAAACGUAAGCGCAACAGCUCCGAAUCAAAACCAGCGCGGCCACCAACUCCACCCUUGACGCCCUCACCCAACGCCGAGACGUACACGUUCUCAGCAGAAACAAUCCUCUCCAUGCUCGACGACAUCAUCACAAGCGAACUGAGCUACUGGGCCCACUACAUGAGCGCGGCGGCAAACCAAACCAGCUACUCAGAAAUCACAUUCAACGACACCACGACCGAAAUCAAAAUCGCAGCACUACGCCACAUACUCGAAACUCUACCCCUGAGGUACCAAGCCCUCGCAACAGCCUACUCAGAAACGCAACUCGAGCCCAUUGAAAUUCCCGAGAAUCUCCAGACUCUGCUUCAAAACUUAGCAGAAGACCCAACGGAGGUAGAAUUGGAAGGAUGGUACGAUCAGAAAUGGUUGCAGAGAAAGAAGUUUCGAUCGGAUAUCAUGAGUAUGGACGGUGAAGUGAGACGUCUCGAAGAAGCCCGCAUGCAAGAACUCAAAGCCCUGAUGCUCAUGGUCGAAGAAAUGAAACUCGCAGCGGCGGACGGGUCGGUCGACGAUGAGGCUUUGACUCAUUUGAUUCACGCCGCGGAUGAAGUGGGACUGGGUUUGGUUACGCAGAGGAAAUCGAGAGCGGCGAGUGAGGAAUCUUGGACGCCGGGGAAAUGA
This is a messenger RNA of Cercospora beticola, 804 nucleotides long. RefSeq lists its product as uncharacterized. The record is from RefSeq and is a predicted model, not a curated record. Lineage: Eukaryota; Fungi; Ascomycota; Dothideomycetes; Mycosphaerellales; Mycosphaerellaceae.